Messenger RNA from Pseudogymnoascus verrucosus, 941 nucleotides. RefSeq lists its product as uncharacterized. The transcript is spliced from 6 exons. Bases 422 to 715 code for a protein of 97 amino acids. NCBI's taxonomy places the organism in Eukaryota, Fungi, Ascomycota, Leotiomycetes, Thelebolales, Thelebolaceae. The record is from RefSeq and is a predicted model, not a curated record.
CGUUGGGGCCCUGCGUAAAUCAUCUGCAGGGACGUGCAAAUCCGGCACAGCAUGACCUGGGUGGGCGUUAAAUUUUUGAAGCUAUUUAUAAAAAAAACUUUAUACCAAGACAAUUGUUUCACCGCUGGUUCCGAGGCCGAGGCCGUGGAAUCAGAAUCAUUGCUGCUGUGGUUGCUGCUGUAGCUGUAUGUUUCCAGAAGAAAGUGAUGCAUACCCCGCAUGAAACAGCUCAGGUUCCAUCAACCUCAUUCGUCAUCGUAGAACUUGGAUUACCGAGCAAGAUCACAUAAUCAUCCGACAACUAUAAAGCUUCAUAUUCAAAGGAUUCAUCGUGGUAGCCUUGCUACUUCAUUCAAGACUCUGUGCUUCAGCCAAAUAUCAUCACUUUUAUCACACACACUACUGCAAGAAUCAUCACACCAUGCAUGCCACAGCUACUGUGAACGGGCAGGUGAUUGCCGAGACUGACAACUACGAAGUUGUUGAGGGAAAUAUUUAUUUCCCUCCGGCUUCUGUUGAUCAGAAGGUCUUCACGAAGUCUGACACUCAUACCCAUUGCCCUUGGAAGGGCGACGCCUCCUACUACAAUAUCACCACCGGCAAGACUGAAUUGAAAGACGCUGCCUGGUAUUACCCAGAGACGUUUGAGAAGGCGAAUCACAUCAAGAACUAUGUUGCAUUCUAUAAAACAAAGGUCGACGUGAAGUCUGAGUAGGCUUCUAUGGGAAGCUACUGCAUGGCAAAUUAGCAGUUGCCUUUGUCAUUGUGGAACAGAGAUUAUGGACUUUUUUGCUUUCAUUUUCCCGAAAUCAUUUGUUCUGAGGAUAUUCAAUGAAGAGAGGCUGAGUGGAUCUCUUCGAAGCUAUGCCAAUGCUGAUUUCUCAUUAUAUCAUGAAACAAAGAUAGCUACACAAGUUCUUUGAAGUCUAUUAUUUGCUAUG